AUGGCUACCGUUCCGCCCCAAGCCAGACCUGAACCAGGUCAGUGGAAGAAGAACCUGUCGCAUCAUCUCGUCUGUCCGGAGUGCAAGGAGGUUCCACCCAAUCUGGAAUUUCCUGGAUCGCACGAAACCGUAUGCGGGUCUUGUGGCUUAGUGCUCGCCGAUCGAGAAAUCGACAUGCACUCCGAAUGGCGUACUUUCUCCAACGAUGACCAGAAUAACGACGAUCCAUCUCGUGUUGGAGAUGCCUCGAACCCACUUCUAAAUGGUGACCAGCUGGAGACUCAAAUUGCUAGUGGGGGUUCGGGCCGUGCUCGCGAUCUGUAUCGUGCUCAGAACAAGCAGUCGAGUGAAAAAGCUAAUAAAUCUCUCCUUGCUGCUUACAAAGAGAUCGGAGCUUUGUGCGAUGGCUUCAGCAUUCAGAAGAACGUGGCCGAUACAGCCAAGUACCUUUUCAAGAUAGUCGAUGACGCGAAGGCCUUCAAAGGCAAGUCCCAAGAUGUGAUCAUUGCGGGAUGUAUUUUUAUUGCUUGCCGUCAAUGUAAGGUACCUCGUACCUUCACCGAGAUUUUCGCCGUCACGAAAGUGUCGAGGAAGGAAAUCGGGCGUAUCUACAAGGCUUUGGAGAAGUUUUUCACAGCACAAAACCUUGAAAGGAACAAUGCUGUUGUGUCAAAUGGUGGCGUUGUAGAUCCCAACGACACCUACACUGCCACAACAUCCACCAAGCCCAGCGAUUUAUGCAAUCGUUUCUGCAAUCUACUGGAUUUGCCGUUUCAAGUUACCAGUGUAUCUUCGGCACUAUCUGAUCGGGUUACAACCAUGGGAGACCUGGCUGGGCGAUCCCCUCUGUCCAUUGUUGCGGCUUGUAUCUACAUGGCCUCGUAUUUAAUGGGCCAUGGCAAAACCGCCAAAGAAAUCAGCCAGGUUGCGCAUGUCAGUGACGGAACUAUCCGAGGUGCCUACAAGCAGCUCUACGCUGAAAGAGAGCGUCUGAUUGAUCCAGAAUGGAUCAAAGACGGAAAGGGCGAUUUGAAGAAUCUGCCAGCCAGUUGA
This is a messenger RNA of Aspergillus alliaceus, 1053 nucleotides long. RefSeq names its product transcription factor SUA7. The record is from RefSeq and is a predicted model, not a curated record. Gene Ontology annotation, biological process: transcription preinitiation complex assembly; transcription initiation at RNA polymerase II promoter. NCBI's taxonomy places the organism in Eukaryota, Fungi, Ascomycota, Eurotiomycetes, Eurotiales, Aspergillaceae. The transcript has a single exon. Gene Ontology annotation, cellular component: nucleus; transcription preinitiation complex. The coding region runs from base 1 to 1053 and encodes 350 amino acids. Gene Ontology annotation, molecular function: TBP-class protein binding; RNA polymerase II general transcription initiation factor activity.